AUGACUCCUAUUGAAAUAGAAAAUAUUAUCAAGUGUUAUUAAUAUGGAAGAAACUUAUUGCCUUUUGAUAGUUUAAGGGAAAAAAGAAUGAAGUAUUAAUGUAGUAGAUCAUUACAAUUAUUUUAUUUUAUAAAUAAAUCUUAAAUAUCUGGACAUUACUUAGAUAGUAGUUUAAUAAUAAAGAAUUAUUUUAGUACAUUUAUUAAUUGUUUUAAUAUUAAAAUUAAACAAAAGUAUAAACCUUUAUUGUAGCAAUUGAUUGUGAAAAGUCUAGGAAAUCAUUAACUGCUUUUAUACCAAAUGAUAUUGAAAGAUUUAAUUAGAAAGAAAACUUAUCCUAAAUUAGUUAUUUAGAGUCUAUUCAAAAUAAAUCAAUAGAAAUAGAAUAAUUAUUAAAAAUGA
Molecule: messenger RNA, 402 nt
Organism: Paramecium primaurelia
Lineage: Eukaryota; Ciliophora; Oligohymenophorea; Peniculida; Parameciidae
Source: the annotation of a GenBank genome assembly